Messenger RNA from Medicago truncatula (barrel medic), 3387 nucleotides. Its product is annotated as protein NETWORKED 2D. The record is from RefSeq and is a predicted model, not a curated record. NCBI's taxonomy places the organism in Eukaryota, Viridiplantae, Streptophyta, Magnoliopsida, Fabales, Fabaceae. The transcript is spliced from 2 exons. Bases 204 to 3167 code for a protein of 987 amino acids. Gene Ontology annotation, molecular function: actin binding.
UAGUUCCAUUCCAUGCUCUCUUUUCCACACCAACCUUGUAACAAUUAUUCUAUUUGUUGAAUGAGUCUUUGUUUUGUUCAAUUUUUUACUACUUGUUAAUUUCUAUGAUCUUGGUUCUAUGCUAGACUUCAUGUCUUCUCCUCCCUCUCUAGACAUAUAGAGAGAGAAGAAAGUGUUAUCAUAAGAAGAAAAAACAAUUCAUCAUGUUGCAAAGAGCUGCAAGCAAUGCUUAUUCAUGGUGGUGGGCCAGCCACAUUAGAACAAAGCAAUCAAAAUGGAUGGAACAAAACCUCCAAGAUAUGGAGGAAAAAGUACAAUCUGUUUUAAAGCUUCUAGAAGAAGAGGGAGACUCAUUUGCAAAAAGAGCACAAAUGUAUUACAAUAGGAGACCAGAGGUAAUAAACUUCGUUGAAGAAUCGUUCCGCGCAUACCGAUCUUUAGCCGAUAGGUACGAUCACUUAUCAACGGAGUUACAAAAUGCCAACAACACAAUUGCUUCUGUCUGUCCAGAAAGAGUUCCUUAUAUGGAUGAGGACGAUGACGAAGCAUCGCCAAGGCCACCAAGAAAAAUGCCAGAAGGAUUGAAACCAAACGUUCCGAAAGCUCCAAAGACUCCACUCAAAGAUUUAAAAAGUGUCAUAACGACAGCGACAGCCACAAGGAAAUUCAGUAACAAGAAAGCAUCUUCAUCAACAACUCCUAAAGCUCCUAAAUCAGGAUUGAGUAGAAAGCAAGCAAUUGAAGAGGUUGAUAAACUUCAGAAACAGAUUCUAGCAUUACAAACUGUGAAAGAGUUUCUGAAAAGCUCUUAUGAUAAUUCCAUUGCUAAAUAUUGGGAUACUGAGGGACAGAUUAAGGAAUUGCAAGAGAGAGUUUCCAAUUUGCAAGACGAACUUGGUGAAGGUGUUGUUAAUGUUAUUGAUGAUGAGGAGGCUCGCCGUUUGAUGGCAGAAGCGGCUCUUAAAUCGUGCCAAGAAACAUUGUCACGUUUGCAAGAGAAACAGGCAGAAUCGCUUGAUGAGACGAAAAUCGAGUCCAAAAGAGUAAGGGAAGUAAGGGAUAAGUUAAGUUCCCUUAUGAAUCAACUUCAAUAUGAUCAAUCCAAUUCGCAAAAGCCGAGGCCAAAACGAGGUGUAAAAGAAGUAACAGGAACAAAGGAUUUGAGUGAAGAUGUGGAGACAAUGACUAAGCAGAGACAAGAGUUGCAGUUAUUGCAAGAGAAGAUUAAAGAACAUUUCGAGGCUGGCUCAAAUUCGACUUUAACCGUGUCAGAAAUGGCAGAAAAAAUUGAUGAGCUUGUUACAAAAGUGAUUAGUUUAGAAUCUGCUGUUUCUUCUCAAACAGCUUUGGUAAAGAAUUUAAAAGAUGAAACUGAUGAACUCCAUUCGCUGGUUCGCAACCUUGAAACGGAAAAGGAAAGUUUGGUUAACGACAAAGUUAAAUUGAACGAGAAACUUAGAGAAAUGGACGAAAUGGUGAAUGAACUGCAAGAACUAAACCAAGUUGUUGAAGAUCAGAACAACAAUCUUCAAACUCAUUUCACCGAAGCGCAUUGUAGUCUUGAUAAUCUCUCUGAUAAAGUCCCAAAGGUGAUACCAGACGAGGAGGAUAUGGUGAGUAAAGUAUUUCAAACAGAAGAGGAAGUAUUUCAAACAGAAGAGAAUUCAUCAACAGAUGAUGAACCGAAACAUGAUGUUAAAUCACAAGAUGCAUUGAGUCAAGACAAAAUCUUGUUGAAUGUUGAUGAUGCAAAGUCCAAUACGGCCAUUGAUUCAUUGGAAAAUGAAGCCCAAAAGGUGAUACCCAACGAGGAGGAUAAGGUGAGUGAAAUAUUUCAAACAGAAAAGAAUUCAUCAAUAGAAGAUGAACCGAAACAUGACGUUAAAUCACAAGAUGCAUUAGAUCAAGACAAAAUCUUAUUGAAUGAUGGUGCAGAGUCCAAUACGGCCAUUUAUUCAUUGGAAAAUGAAGUUAAUGUCGCUGAUUCACAAAUAAAAGAAGAAACAAUCUCAGUGGAAAAUGAAUCUCCUAUAGUGUUGAAAGAAAGAGAAAAGACUCAUGAUAUUAGCAAUAACAGUAUAAUACAAUCAAUUGAUGCUGGAAAUCAUGAAAAGGAUUAUAAGGAAAUUUCAUCCGAGACAACUACUACUUUUAAAGAAGAUUCCGAGGAGAAAGCAACAACACCAGAAGAUAAUGCUUUGCUUUUAGAGUAUAGGAACACUCUUAUGAAUUAUGAAGAAGUGAAGAACAAACUCAGCGAAUUAGAGAAGAAUCAUCAAGAUGCACUCUUUGAGUCAUCAUUGCAGGUGAAAGAAUUGAAGACUUCUAAUGCCGUGAAAGACGAAGAGAUUCGACUCCUACGUCAGAAACUAAGUCUUUUGCACAAAAGCCUUGAGGGAAAUGAAGAAAUCGGAGAGUUACCUCCUUUGCAGCCACCAGAAAAUCAUGUUAUUGAGAAAAUGUUUAAGUUAGAAGAACCAGAAUCAAGUUCUGCUGUUGAAGAGAAGUUUCGGAUGGGUAUCGACGAACUUCUCGAGGAGAAUCUAGAAUUCUGGAUGAAAUUCAGCACUUCUUUCACCGAGAUACAGAAAUACGAAACAACUACAAAAGAUUUACUGAUUGAGGUAUCGAAUCUCGAAACAAAAUGGAAAGCAACAGAAGGAAGUACUAGCACUAAAUAUUCAUUGAAAUCAGAUGCAAGACCACUUUAUAAACACCUUGCAGAGAUUCAAAAUGAACUCACAUUAUGGUUGGAAAACAGCGCGUUGCUGAAGGAAGAACUUCAACAAAGAUUCUCGUCGUUGUGUGAAAUCCAAGAAGAGAUAACAACAGCAUUGAAAGUGAGUGCUGAAGACGAUGAUUUCAAGUUUACAAGCUAUAAUGCUGCAAAAUUCCAAGGAGAGGUUUUGAAUAUGAAACAAGAGAAUCAUAAAGUUGCUGAUGAGCUUCAAGCUGGGUUUGAUCUUGUAACAACUCUUCAACUUGAUGCUGAGAAGGCUCUUGCAAAGUUGAAUGAAAAAUUUGGACUGUCAAAUUCCAAGAGAAACCAGACGAGACCUUCGGAUUCGAAGAACGCUGUUCCUCUAAGGUCAUUUAUCUUUGGAGUCAAACCAAAGAAACAAAAACAGUCUAUCUUUUCAAUGCAUAGGAAAUACCGUGUAAAGUAAUACUCAUACUGCAUUUUGUUCAAUUUUUUAAACUGUUAAUUUUAUUGGUUUCAUUAGGUAGGGUAUGUAUUGAAAUUUGUUAGAGAUUGCAAUUGGCCUUUUUUACUUAAGGGAGAAUAUCUUCAUUUUAUACUUGUCUAUAUAUAUUGUAAGAAGUGUGACCAAAUGUGUGUAGGGGCUUUAGAUUACCCUAUGUAUUUUGAGCCUUUUUCAAUGUACA